This is a messenger RNA of Lotus japonicus, 1062 nucleotides long. Its product is annotated as protein FAR1-RELATED SEQUENCE 5-like. The record is from RefSeq and is a predicted model, not a curated record. The coding region runs from base 1 to 1062 and encodes 353 amino acids. Gene Ontology annotation, biological process: regulation of DNA-templated transcription. NCBI's taxonomy places the organism in Eukaryota, Viridiplantae, Streptophyta, Magnoliopsida, Fabales, Fabaceae. The transcript has a single exon.
AUGAGUGUAGCAGCAAAGAGUCUUGUUGAAAAAUUUGAAGAAGAAGGCAUACCGACUGGAAAGGUUGCUGCAAUUUUUAAUGAUGGUGACUCAACUUUCACUAAUAGGGAUUGUUGGAAUUACAUUAGAAAUGUUCGGAGAAAGAAUUUAGAUGUUGGAGAUGCUCAAGCUGUUUUCGAUUAUUGUAAACGGAAACAAGUAGAAAAUUCUAACUUUUUCUAUGCAAUCCAAUGUGAUGAAGAUUCUCGGAUGGUGAACUUGUUUUGGGUGGAUGCUAGAUCACGAUUAUCUUACCAACUCUUUGGGGAUGUCAUCACUUUUGAUACCACUUAUAAAACUAAUAAGUAUAGUAUGCCGUUUGCUCCAUUUGUUGGGUUGAAUAAUCACUCUCAGUCUAUUUUAUAUGGUUGUGCUUUACUACAAGAUGAAUCAGAGGCUUCUUUUGUGUGGUUGUUUAAAACAUGGCUUCAAGCAAUGGGUGGAAAAAAACCUAUAUCUAUCAUAACUGAUCAAGAUUUAGCUAUGAAAGCUGCUUUGGCAAAAGUCUUUCCAGAAAGCCGUCACCGCCUGUGUUUGUGGCAUAUUAUAAAGAAGUUUCCUGAGAAGUUAGCUCACAUAUAUCACAAACAAUCUAUUUUCAAGCGAGAUAUGAAAAGAUGCAUUCGAGGUUCACAUAGCAUUCAAAGUUUUGAAGAAGAAUGGAUGCGCAUAAUGGUCGAGUAUAACUUGAAGGAAAAUGAAUGGCUUCAAGGGUUAUAUAAGAUUAGAGAAUCUUGGAUACCAAUUUAUAACAGGAGUACAUUCUUUGCUGGAAUGAAUACUACUCAAAGAAGUGAAAGUAUUAAUGCUUUCUUUGAUUCUUUUGUUGAUGCAUCAACAACAUUACAAGAAUUUGUGUUGAAGUUUGAGAAAGCUGUUGAAAGUCGCUUAGAGGCAGAACGAAAGGAAAAUUAUGAAUCAAGGCAUAAGUCUCGUAUUUUGAGUACCGGGUCAAAACUUGAGGAACAUGCGGGGCAUCUAUAUACACCAGAAAUAUUUUUGCUAAAUUUAAAGGUGAGCUAG